Molecule: messenger RNA, 944 nt
Organism: Harmonia axyridis
Lineage: Eukaryota; Metazoa; Arthropoda; Insecta; Coleoptera; Coccinellidae
Product: heat shock protein 23-like
Exons: 1
Coding region: 146-700 (184 amino acids)
Biological process (GO): protein refolding; response to heat
Molecular function (GO): protein folding chaperone
Source: RefSeq, a predicted model, not a curated record
CCAAGUAGUUAUCUGCGGUUAGAACAGAGGAAAUCGCCACAGAACCGGCAACCCCGCCAUCAUCCCAUCUUCGAUCUGUUUACGUUCGAACAUCUCUCGAAUUCUCACUGUUUUUCAACAUCCAAUUAUUCCAAUCAUUUGAAAAAUGCCGAAAAGCGCCGAGAAAAGCAGACCCUGCCACAUCCCAGAUUCCCAAUUCGGCAUUUGCUAUGAUCCUGAACAGCUCCUGAGAAACAUCCAUCUUAACGAGCUCGAAAGUCCUACAGAGCUCAUAGAGCUUCCUCACGGUUACAUCAGGCCUUGGAAAGACCCAACCCAACAUGAUGCCGGCUCUACAGUUUUUAUGGACAAACACAAGUAUAAGGCCAUGCUGGAUGUUUUCCAGUUCAAGCCUGAAGAACUUAAGGUCACCAUCGAAGGAGUACAUAUGGUGGCCGUCGAGGGGAAUCAGGUGAAAAAGGAGGAGCAUGGUGGACUGGUAGAUCGCUAUUUCAAGAGGAAAUAUCUGGUACCACCAUUUUACGAUUGCCAGAAAGUGAAGUGCAAAAUGUCAGCUGAUAGGAUUAUCGUCAUCACCAUUCCAAGACUAGAUCCCAAACUAACAGAGGAAAAAAUCGAAGUUCCUCUCGUUCAAACUGAACAAAACAUUAGAGAUGAAGUUAAGGAGUUGCUGGAGAAAAUUAAGGAAGACAAUUAUUGAAGUCAUAGAAUUUAUUGAUGUCAUAGAAUGUUAAUUAACUUUGAAUGUUUAUUUCAUGUUGCUCUGUGAUGUGAAACUGUUUUGUUUGGUUGUUAGAGGUUUAUUUGGGACUGAAUUGAUAUAUUUAAGUGUUAAUUUCACUUCAAUUGUUCAAUUUGGAAGUAGUAUUAACGAAUGUUGUUCUUCGAAAUAAAUCGAGAUGAAAAAAUUAUAUAAACCUACCACAAACUGUAUUUUAUUGUGA